Molecule: messenger RNA, 2986 nt
Organism: Syngnathus acus (greater pipefish)
Lineage: Eukaryota; Metazoa; Chordata; Actinopteri; Syngnathiformes; Syngnathidae
Gene: piga
Product: phosphatidylinositol glycan anchor biosynthesis, class A
Exons: 8
Coding region: 591-2264 (557 amino acids)
Biological process (GO): GPI anchor biosynthetic process
Cellular component (GO): glycosylphosphatidylinositol-N-acetylglucosaminyltransferase (GPI-GnT) complex
Molecular function (GO): phosphatidylinositol N-acetylglucosaminyltransferase activity
Source: RefSeq, a predicted model, not a curated record
UUGCAGGGUAAGCCGUGAUCGUAUUUUGAAGAGGUGUUUGACUCCCUGAGCCGAAGCCAAACAGCCGCAAACGGGAGGCGCCAUCUUGCUUAUGUCAUAACUGCACAGUGUUCAAGUUGGCUUAAAUGGCUUCUGACAGGGAACUGCCAUAGUGCCAACAAUUAUUGGUUUCAAAAUACCUCGUGUGGCAAACGGUAUUACCACAUCUAGAGGCUUUUCUUUUUCUUUUUUUGGUUAUUUUCGUUUUACAAGAGAAAUGUGACUUGUGGCCUUUGCCAGCUGCACCAUUAGCUUAAAAGCUAAUGCUAGCGCAUAAACGUCAUUAUCUUCGUUAAUCUAGCAGGACGUUUAAAACCCCAAAACAAAUUGAAGAGGAAGUACGCAUCUAAUGCGCGACUUUAUUCCAUAACAUAAAAAGAGGUAUUUUUCCAUAACUAAUUUUGACGGACUGAGGCUUUGGGCCUUGUUAGCCUGCAAUUUUAGCAGUUGCUAAUCUAUGCGGAAAAUCAGUGUGCUCAACAACAAUGCAGAUUGCGCAUCUUCACACGCGUUAUGUUAACAGUGAUGUGAGGAACCUAAUAAUGGGUUGAAUGUUGCAAGGGGGUCUUUACAUUUGCUUUUUAGAUGCAACGAUGAUGUUACGCUCAAAAUAUAAUAUAGACCGUAAUUUCCUCCUACGUCAUAUUCAUUUCGACAUGAGUAUGACACCGUACCCUCCAGAGGAGCAGCCCGGAAACCGAUCACAAAUAUUCGGCCACAGGCUGAUGGGGAUGAUGACAGUAGAGGUAUUGGUUGGUAGUGCUGACAUUUGUUAUCGUACAAGUACCAUGAGCCACAGAAGAAGGGCAGCAGCUUUCAAUCAUGCAUCUCAGACCGUCUCUGGGCCCCCAUCUGAGUCCAUCAAAACCGCCACAAAGACGCACAACAUUUGCAUGGUGUCUGACUUCUUCUAUCCCAACAUGGGAGGAGUGGAGAGUCACAUAUACCUCCUGUCCCAGUGUCUGAUUGAGAAGGGACAUAAGGUGGUGAUUGUCACUCAUGCCUACGGUCACAGGAAAGGCGUGAGGUAUCUGACCAAUGGCCUUAAGGUCUACUACCUGCCUCUGCAGGUGAUGUACAACCAGUCCACCACCACCACCUUCAUCCACAGCAUGCCACUCCUGCGCAGUGUGUUUGUCAGGGAGCGCAUCACCGUGGUGCACUCGCACAGCUCGUUUUCUGCUAUGGCCCACGAUGCUUUGUUCCAUGCUAAGACUAUGGGCCUAAACACGGUGUUUACUGACCACUCGCUCUUUGGCUUUGCCGACGUGAGCUCAGUGCUGACCAAUAAGCUCCUGACGGUGUCGCUGUGCGAUACCAACCACAUCGUGUGCGUCUCCUACACCAGCAAGGAAAACACUGUGCUGCGCGCAGGGCUCGAUCCGGAGAUCGUGUCAGUCAUUCCCAAUGCGGUCGAGCACAGCGACUUCACGCCCGACCCGUCUCAGCGCCAUGACGACAGGAUCACCAUUGUUGUGAUCAGUCGCCUUGUCUACCGCAAAGGCAUUGAUCUUCUCAGUGGAAUCAUCCCAGAACUCUGCCUCAAACAUCCAGAUCUGCAUUUCCUCAUUGGUGGAGAGGGGCCAAAAAGACUUGUGCUGGAGGAAGUGAGGGAGAAAUACCAUCUGCAUGACAGGGUGCGCCUUUUGGGGGCUCUGGAACACAAAGAUGUCCGAGGAGUUCUGGUGCAGGGUCACAUCUUCCUUAACACGUCACUCACAGAAGCUUUCUGCAUGGCCAUUGUGGAGGGAGCCAGUUGUGGACUGCAGGUUGUCAGCACUCGUGUAGGUGGGAUUCCUGAGGUUCUACCAGAGGACUUGAUCACGCUUUGUGAGCCAACGGUGCAGUCGCUGUGUGCCGGGCUGGAAACGGUCAUAGAGCGACAGCGCUCUGGCUCAGUACCCACGCCCGCCUCCGUUCACGCUCGGGUGCGGAACCUCUACACCUGGAGAAACGUUGCGGAGAGGACUGAAAAGGUGUAUGACCGAGUAUGCGGCGAGGAGGUGCUCCCCCUCAACCGACGCCUCCGGAGGCUCAGGACUCACUGCGGCCCAGUGGCCGGCUCCAUCUUUGCCUUUGUGGCGGUUCUAGACUUCCUCUUCCUUUUGCUUCUCCAAUGGUUGCUGCCCGACAGACUCAUGGACGUGGCCGUGGACGCUAGCGGUCCUCUUGGACUGUGGCAGCAACAACCAAGCAAGAGUAACGACAAAGCUCUCGUCAAGUAAGCGGCUUCAUCAUGCUUGUUUAUUGGGCCCCAAAACUAUGGUGAGAUUAGGAACUACAACUUUUGUUUACGUUAUUUUCUUACGAUCUAUGUCUACUGUGUCAAAACAUUGGCACUCUUUUUUUUUUUUUUUGUUCUAUUUAUUCUUUUGUUUCUUAAUCUUCGUAAGGACUCGUUUCCUACUUAUUAUCAUUCAUUAUAUAUAUUAUGAGCAUUUUUAUCAAUUAAACACUAAAUAUUACUGAAUGUUGACAUGAGCACUCUUCUGGUCCCAUGCAGUUUUUGAUCAAACUGAAACAAGGGAAUUAUUUCAUGCACAUGUUCGAGACUUUUGUUUCCAGUUUUUCCUCCAGGCUAUGACCUAGUGUACCUCACAGUGCACUGUUUUUUUUUUUUUUUUAUCUACUAUGAUCUUUUUCUUAGGACAGGUUGGUCCAGUUGAGCUGGUAAAAGACAACCCCCUCAAUUUCUACUGUUUUCUUUAACAAAUAGUGAAGCUUAAAUGCCAGGCAUAUUGGGAAAAUCCAAUUUUUCAGGGCUAAUGGUGCAAAUUUGUGUAAAGUUUUUAUUAGCACAACAAUAGAUGAAACUAUACACUCCAGUGACGCUUGGCUGAAACGUGUAGGCAAAUGUAAAACAAUUGUCUGUGUUAUUCUAUUAUCAGUGUAUUGUUUUAAAGUGGAACUUCCGGUGUUCAAUGGAAAAUCUGGUUGAGGAUGCACA